GGCUGGUGGAACGCAUUUCUCCGAACAUUUCUCUACUGUAAAAUUUCUAUAGUGCACGAAAGUUUCAUUCAAAGGGAAUUAGAGAUCCUCAGACGACAAUAUAGAAGAUGGCAAAUCUCAACCAUUUACGAAAACCUCUCGCAGAAUGCAAGAUUAAAAUAAAUGAUAAGAACAUUAACUACAUAAGAGUCGGCACAGGUGAUCAUCCGGUGCUGCUGUUGCCAGGCGCUUUAAUGUCAAUAUGGCUCGCUUACAAAUCUCAAAUAGAAGGUUUGAACGCGGACAAACUAACCAUAGUGGCAUGGGACCCACCCGGUUAUGGAAAAUCACGGCCACCUGACAAAACUUUCCAGGAUGAUUACCGUCAACGUGAUGCUGAGUACGCCCACACUUUAAUGAAAACUCUCGGCUACUCGAAAUUUUCUUUAAUCGGCACGAGCGACGGCGGCGUCACAUCGCUCCUGCUUGCCUCGAUGUAUCCUGAAAGCAUCCGCAAGAUGAUUGUUGUCAGCUCAAAAGCGUACAUGCAUCCAGACGAAUUACAGACAAUUCAGCGUUAUAGAAACAUCAACCUGUGGCCCGAAAAAGUAAAGGCACCUCUCAUUCAAUUCUACGGCGAGGACUAUUUCAAAAAGAUGUGGUCGCUCUUUUCAGACUAUAUUCAGGAAGAGUACAGAAAGCACAACGGCGACUUGUGCAAACAAAUUUUAUCGAAAAUUAAGUGUUCGACUCUAAUCAUUCACGGAGCCAAAGACGAAAUUACCCCACUGGAAUGUUCAAAAUAUCUAAAACAAAACAUCGCCAAUUCAAAACUGCAUAUUUUUGAAACGGGCACACAUAAUCUGCAUUUACAUCAUAGCGAAAAGUUUAAUAAUUUGGUUACGAAUUUCCUCCUUGGGCCUCAAUCGAAAACGUGAUGUGUUAUCAUCAUAUUUAUGUAUCAUAUUUAUAUAGAGGGUGA
Molecule: messenger RNA, 961 nt
Organism: Solenopsis invicta (red fire ant)
Lineage: Eukaryota; Metazoa; Arthropoda; Insecta; Hymenoptera; Formicidae
Product: valacyclovir hydrolase-like
Exons: 5
Coding region: 108-917 (269 amino acids)
Source: RefSeq, a predicted model, not a curated record